AUGGUAUUUCCCGGCCGUUUCAGCACAGGCUGCAUCCGCUGUCGGCAGCGCAAGAUCAAGGUGCGGAGCCGUUCGACUGUGCUUGACGUUUCCACUAUCGCUGACAGAUUCAAGUGCGAUGAGACAAAGCCCACCUGCAAUCGCUGCUAUGUCCACGGUUUACCUUGCCCGGGGUAUACUGACCAGUUUUCAUUUCGCCAGCCAUUAAAAGGUUCUAGUUUCAAAAGCUCCAAGGCAGCCUCCCCAGGUCUAUCCCGGUCCAAAUCAUCAAAUUCGCCGCAACACGGAAAGACUAACGAUAACGGCAAUGGACGUGCCUGGGAACUGGCCAGACUUGUGCACUCUCAAAACACAAGGCUGAUUAGGUUUCCUAUCAUGGAUCUCUGCGAUGAUGACCGCGCCUCCCUAAGUUACUUUAUCCAUCGUUUUGUAGCCCGCAAUAGGGCGGAUAGUUAUCCGAGCAACAUGACCUGCCUCCCCAGUAUAUUGACCCACGAUGGCCACGGCCUUUUGGAGGUCACUACCCUGAGUGUAGCCCAGAUGGCUGCCUACAACCAGCUUGGAUGCGACAGGCUUCGUGUGCAAUCAUAUCGUAAUUACGGUCGAGCUAUUGGUAUGCUGCAGGAUACCAUAUCCUCUGGGCAGGGCGUCACCGAUGACAAAGUCCUUGCUGCAGUCCUUUUGCUCUGCACGUUCAAGGAUAUUAGCGGCGAAGGGUUUGGUGACCCCAGCGAGCAUGCAUCCGGGCUUUAUUUUCUUCUAGAGACGAGAGGGCUUGAGCAGCUUGCAACCGGUCGUGGCUUCGAGCUCUAUGUCCUUUCGCUUCUGCGACUUCACGUAUACUCAUUUUUGCAUGACGACGACACCUAUAGCGACCCUGGUGGAAUGGAGCACUUUCUUGGCCUCUUCGAUCCGCUGAUGCGCGCUAUGUCCUUGACGACGGAGAUGCUGCACUUACGCCAUGCUCUGGUUAGAUCCACGCGUGGUAUGCAGCAAUUUACAGAGACUUUAUCACCGUGUACCCACGAAGACGGGCUAGACGCUCGACUACUGGAAGAAAGCUUCCAGACCCUCUAUAAGUUUGACGACUGGGAUGAAGAGGCCCCAGUCUACUGGAGAAACACGUUUGAGGGUCGCACAGUACCUAUUGCUCUAGGAAGGGUUGCCACGGGGUCGCAUUACUACGACCCCGAGACUGCCUGCACGAUCAUCUUAAUUCGGCUUUCGCGUCUGAUUCUUUUGAUAAGUGUGCUGGAAUAUCUCGAAGCAAGGGUACAACAGCACGUUAGACGUGAAUGCGCUGUUGGCGGUGGAUGGGCCGACUACCUUCCCGCUCUAGAGCAUGAUGUUCGCGUAACAAUUGACGAUAUGCUGUCAUGUGUUCCCUACGCCUUAGACGAGGUGGACACAAGUGGUCGGCCUGUACCCACGCCCAAUGAUGGCGCUGGGGCUCUAAUUAUUCUUCAACCCUUGAAAGUCAUUAUAUCUUGCCAGCGCGCGACAUCCCAGCAGUUACUUGUCUGCGAAUCCUUUCUUGCACGUAUGAAUAGAGCUAUUGGAAUCAAGUCAGCUGCAGUAUUGAAGGAACAAGCUAGUCUUACAAUAGAUACAACAGAGAUAAGGAGUUUAGUUACCUAA
Molecule: messenger RNA, 1638 nt
Organism: Fusarium tjaetaba
Lineage: Eukaryota; Fungi; Ascomycota; Sordariomycetes; Hypocreales; Nectriaceae
Product: c6 transcription
Exons: 2
Coding region: 1-1638 (545 amino acids)
Biological process (GO): regulation of DNA-templated transcription
Molecular function (GO): zinc ion binding; DNA-binding transcription factor activity, RNA polymerase II-specific
Source: RefSeq, a predicted model, not a curated record